Fonsecaea multimorphosa CBS 102226 is the source of this 735-nucleotide messenger RNA. RefSeq lists its product as uncharacterized. The record is from RefSeq and is a predicted model, not a curated record. The coding region runs from base 1 to 735 and encodes 244 amino acids. The transcript has a single exon. NCBI's taxonomy places the organism in Eukaryota, Fungi, Ascomycota, Eurotiomycetes, Chaetothyriales, Herpotrichiellaceae.
AUGCAUUCCAAGGCCAUCGUUCUUUCUCUUCUUGCCGCUUCCGGCGCACUUGCUGCUCCUCACAGCCGUCGUUACUAUGACGACAAGGUCGCCGUCGCCCUCAGCGAUGGAGGUGAAACUGGCGCCCAGGUGACCCCCCUCGAAUCCACUGUCAGAGACAUGGCGACCCCAGCCAUCAGUGGCCCCUUCAAUUCGAUCGAGAUCCGCCUCGGGGAGGAUGUCCAGAACAAGGAGCUUCGUUGCCAGGCGCUUGACAACUACGGCAACCCUAUCGUGGCCACACGCGGCGCAAACAUCGACACCACCUUCUCUGACGCCGACAAGGGGGCCUGGACCUUCCGCGAAGCCAGCUAUGUCAGCGAGGUCGUUUGCGACCCUGCCUUCGUGAAGAUCGACCCCGCCUCUGAUGAGCUCAACUUGCGUGUCAUUCUUGAAAGCCAAUCCACCGAGACUGGCUCGCAGACAGCCCUCCCGGCUGGAUACCGCGCCGAGUCGGCUCCUGUCGCCACCAGCGGUCCCUUCGAAACCGUCGAGCUCUCAGUCGGGUCGUUGGUCGAGGAUCAGGCUUACCGCUGCCAAAUCCUCGAUCUCUAUGGUAACCCCCUGAUCGUCCUCAGAGGCGAGAACAGAGACAUCACCUUCUCCGACGCCGACAAGGGCGCUUGGACCCUGGAGACCCCCAGUGAGGUCGGCGAGAUCGUUUGUGAUCCUACCUUUGUUGCUCAAAAGUUGUAA